Acanthoscelides obtectus is the source of this 1672-nucleotide messenger RNA. NCBI's taxonomy places the organism in Eukaryota, Metazoa, Arthropoda, Insecta, Coleoptera, Chrysomelidae. The record is from the annotation of a GenBank genome assembly.
AUGUUGAUUGUAGGGGUGACCUUGUACGCCUCUACCUUCCAGGAGUACACUCAACUCAAGAAUUUCGUCCACGAAAACGUCAGAUACGGCUGCGCCAAAUGCAAGAAAACUUACUUGCAGAAGAAGACUUUGGGGCGUCAUAUAAGGUUUGAUUGCGGUAAAAGUCCAACAUUUGCUUGCACUAUAUGCCAUAAGAAAUUCAAGCACGGGUAUAUUUUGCUUAAACACAUGAGACACACUCACGAGAUGCAGAUUCAGAAAUUGAGACAUAGGCAAAAAAUAGAAGAAGAAGAAGAAGAAGGAGAAGAGAUAAUCGUGACAACUCGAUAUGAAUGUGAUGGUUGUGGAAGGCAGUACUUGAGGAUCUUUACCUUAACCAGACAUAAAAAGUACGAAUGCGGGAAGAAACCAGAGUUUCAGUGUCCCAUCUGCGGUUCAAGGCAUAAACAUAACUUUGACAUGAGGAAGCACAUGAGGAAUAUGCAUGGAUCGCAGGCAUCGUCAAGCGCCUCGCUUAUCUGAUUACUUUUAGUCGCAAACCACACUUCAUUAUAUUCUUAUCUAUACAUUUGUGAUGUUUUGUUUCCCCUGAAAUACCAAAAAUUUUAUUUUUAAAUUUGCCUUUAUACUUUUGAUAUUUGUUUAAAUUUUGAAACUUCAACUUAAAUAUGCGUUCAUCAAAAACUGAAAAUCAAGGUUGCUUGUGCGAGAUGUAACAUUGCUGGCCGGAUCGCAAAUAUUUUAGUUUUGCAGAUGUCUAAGAAAAUACUUACACAUUUUGAUAUGGCGAAUGGAAAAUGAAAUACCUACAAAUUACGAUAAAACGGUUAACUUCUAUCAAUGCAUUUAUAAUAACCAUAGAUAAUAGUGAAUAAGUGAUUGGAACAAUUACACGAAAAUAAAAAUAUCACUAUGUGUUUGCCUCAAAAAAUGUUUUAACAUUGAUUUUUAACUUUUCAGAGAUUCAACCAUCAAUAAACCAUAAUAGAUGUGGGCUGGAACACAGCGAGCUCCAUAUAAACAGCGAAAUCAUUUAUUUCUGCCCUCAAUGCCCGAAAAUGUACAAAGGAAAAUACACAUUGGCGAGGCAUUUGAGGUUAGAAUGCGGAAAAACACCGAUGAAUAAAUGUGAAGUUUGUGGGCAGAGGUUCACACAUAAGCAUAGGCUGAUAAGCCAUAUGAGGUCGUUACACAGCCAGUAUUAUACUGGAGAUGCAGUAGAGACAGAUGUGAAAGUCAACUGGGCUGUACAGUAAUAAUUAUAUUGAAAUGUCUCUAAGAAUACUAGUCUAGUUUACGACUUAAAAAGUACGAAUCAGGACUGGGGUUACUCCUUGAAGCACCAUUUUUCUUGGGUUUUACCGUUUAUAAAAACAAAUUAUUGUGAUUUUUCACGGUAAACUUAUAUGAUGAAUCAUUAAUUUUGUUUUUUUUAUUUACUUCUGUAACUUUAGCUUUUGUAAGUUUUAUCUAGUCAAUUUGUAAAAAUAUGUGAUGAAUUAUAAUGCGAAAUUGUGUGAUACUUUGUGGUUUGUACAGUCAUAUUGCUAAAAAUAAUGAGAAUUAUGGAACAACCAUCAAAUAAAGUUUUUUUCAACUUAUGUGUGUAAUCCAUGUACAUACGUAAUAUAAAGAAAAUACAUUAUUUCAACAUUUAACGCGUUUUAUUCAU